Messenger RNA from Ichthyophthirius multifiliis, 2517 nucleotides. RefSeq lists its product as hypothetical. NCBI's taxonomy places the organism in Eukaryota, Ciliophora, Oligohymenophorea, Hymenostomatida. Gene Ontology annotation, biological process: CTP biosynthetic process; pyrimidine nucleobase biosynthetic process. The record is from RefSeq and is a predicted model, not a curated record. The transcript has 6 exons. Gene Ontology annotation, molecular function: identical protein binding; CTP synthase activity.
AUGAAUUAAAUUUUAGAAUAAAAUUAAAAAAAUUGUAAAACAGAUUAUAUUUAGAAAAAUAAAGAUAUCUUAGUAUAAUAAGAAUAGUAAUUAUAAAUAGAAAACACUACAUAUCUUAUAAACAACCAAAAUUAAAAUAUUGAUUAAAUACAUUAGUAAUAAUAUGAUCAAUAAUAAAAUUAAUAAAAAUAACAAAAUUAAUAACAAUAAUAACCCGAGAACAAAUAAGCUGAAAUUAAAAAAUACUGCAAUAAAUAUGAUGACCUUGAGAAAUAUAAUUAAAUAAUUUAAAAAUAAUUUUAAAAAUUCAUUCUUGUAUGCGGAGGUGUAGCUUCAGGAAUAGGUACAGGGAUGAUUAUUGGUGCUUUAGGAAGUCUUUUAAAAAAUAGUGGUUAUAAAGUAUCUCUUAUAAAAGUAGAUCCUUAUUUAAAUAAAGAUGCAAGUUUUUUUUCUUCAUCAGAAUAAGGAGAAAUAUAUGUUUUAGAUGAUGGUGGUGAAGUAGAUACAGAUUUUGGAAAUUAUGAACGUUUUAUUGAUAUAAAUUUUUAAAAAAGUCAUAGCAUAACAUCAGGAAAAAUAUAUUCUAACGUUAUAGAAAAAGAAAGAGAAGGAUAUUAUUUAGGUUCAACAGUCUAAUUUAUACCUCAUGUAGUUGAUGAAAUAAAAUAAUAAAUUUUCAAAACAAGCCUUAUCCCUAUGGACGGAAGCACAGAUUAACCUGAAAUAGUAUUAUUAGAAUUAGGAGGAACAGUAGGAGAUUUUGAAUCAAUAUUUUUUUUCGAAUCAAUUAGAUAAUUAUAAUUAGAUUAUGGAAAAUAAAAUAUAUGUGUUAUUUUAGUAAGUUAUGUUCCUUAGUUUAAUUAGAUUGAAUUUAAAACUAAACCAACUUAAAAUGCCAUAAAAGUAUUUUUAAAAAUAGUAUAUAAAUAUAAUUAUUUUCAAAAGGGCCUUAAUUAUGCAGGUUUAAAUCCUGAUAUUAUUAUAUUAAGAUCGUCAGAAGCUAUAUGUUCAGCUAAUAGAUAAAAAAUAGCAAAAUUUGCAAAUAUAAGAAGCUAUUAAGUAUUAAAUAUACCAGAUUAUGAAUAAAUAUUUGAAGUUCCAUUAAUUUUACAUGAAUAAGUUGUAACAAAUAUUAUACAAUAAAGAUUAUAAUUGCCAGUGAAACCUGCAUCAACGAGUUUUCAUAAAAUAAUGACUAGAUAUUGCAAUGAUAUUAUAAAUACUCCUCAAACAUAGACUGUUAAAAUAGGUUUUAUUGGAGAAUAUGUAAAAUAUAAUACAGAACCAUAUUUUUCAGUAAAAAAAGCACUUGAAGGAGCAAGUUAUAAAAUAUGUUGCAAAAUAGAAAUUAUAUAAAUUGAUCCUUAAUUUUUAUAGGGAUAUCAAUAAGUAAAGAAAUUAAUAUUAAUUAAAUUUAUAAUAAAAAAUACAUAAGGUAUUUAUUUAGCAGAUGGAAACGGAUAUACUGCUUUUGAAGGAGCCAUUAUUGCUGCAAAUUAUGCAAGAGAAAAUAACAUACCUUGUUUUGGGGUGUAAUUUGGCUUUUAAGUCAUGGCUAUUGAGUUUGCUAGAAAUGUUCUAUAAAUAUCAGAUGCUAAUUCUUAAGUGUUUGAAGAUACUAUAUAAUCUGAAAAUUUCAUUUUUAAUAUAUUAGAAAAAAUAAUAAAAUUAGAAAAUAAAGAGAUGUAAGAUAAUGAAGAUAGUCAGUAAACACUUGUACUUGGUUCUAGAAUAACUAUAAUAAGUGAUACUAAUUCAUUAACUUAUAAAAUAUAUGGAAAGCAAGAAAUAUAAGAAAGACACAAAGACAGAAUAAUUUUCAAUACGAAAUACUUAGAAUUAUUCGAAAAUAAUAAUUUUAAAUUUACAGGAAAAUAAUAAUUAGAUUAAUAUAAAGUUAAUAGACAUACAGUUAAUAUAUAAAUUAUUUAAUCUUUUAUUUAAAAAAAAAAAAAUCAAAAAAAGAUUCAAGAAUAUUAAAAUAAUAGAUUUCACAUAGGCACUUAAUUUUAUCCUGAAUAUGGAUAAUCCUAUUAUAAUCCUUCUAAAAUUUAUUGUGCAUUUUUAGAAGAAAUACUAGGAAAAUUAACAUAAAAUAUUGAAAAACAUAAAGUUUACUAAUUUUAGACUAUGGAAUAGAUCGAAGAAAAAUUAAAAUUGUUUGAAUUCUAAAAAAAUUUAGAAAAAAAAAUAAAAUAACUUAGGGAAGAACUUGUAAUAGAAAAAAAAUAAAAUGAAGAAAAUAUUACUUCAGGUAUCUUUUAUUUAUUAUAAUAUUUAUUCAUAUUAAUUUUAGAAUCUGCAAGUACAAUAGGUAGAUCCUUAUGCUAAAAUAAGAUUAAAUUAAAUGAUUUUAUUUAACAAAAAUCUUCUUAAAUUUUAAAUUGGGUAUAUUUAGGUUCAAAAUUAAAUGCAAAUGAUUUAAAAGUAUAUAAUUAAUAUUUAAUAUAUCUAAACUUAAAAAAAGGAAUUAAAAUUAAUUAAAAAUAUUAAAUACAUUUUAAAUUGUACUUAUGA